Molecule: messenger RNA, 2416 nt
Organism: Papaver somniferum (opium poppy)
Lineage: Eukaryota; Viridiplantae; Streptophyta; Magnoliopsida; Ranunculales; Papaveraceae
Exons: 7
Coding region: 1024-1695 (223 amino acids)
Source: RefSeq, a predicted model, not a curated record
CUCCUGCUCUCUCCUCUCAUCUCCUCUCAUCUCCUCUCAGGCGAUGAAACUAGGGUUUCAUCACAGAAAUCGUAUUAGCCGAGAAACCAUCACAAAACUCUCUUUAAUCUUUUCAAUAGCCUUCAAUCAUUGAUCUGUGGUUUGAAGAAUUUUGAAGACUUGAAGAAUUUUGAAGACUUGAAGAAAUUUGAAGAAAUUUGAAGACAUAGAAGGUCAAGAGGGAGUUUCUUCUUUUCUGGGAAUCUUAUUUGCUCAGCAUCACAUCAUCAGGUCAAGUGGAUAUCAAUUGCCCUUUUCAGCUGGUCGUUAAACGUAUUUGGAAGGGAACUGUCUUCGGUGUAUUCAAGAGUCAUUUUCAAGUAUCGUGUUUUGUUGAAAAUUACAUGUAGAAGAGCUAGGAGAGGAUCUUUUUGCCAAGAGAUAAACAGAAAAGAAGCAUCGGUUACGGAAUCUGAAGCAAGCUGCGAAAGUUGAGUUGUCGCAGCUAUAUACUUUGUAGUUUAGCUAUAUACUUCAGUGAUUCUGUAAUACCCAGACCCUGUAAUAUAUACCAUGACUGCUAUCUUUUCGUGAAUUGUUUGGUUUUAUUUGUUUGAUCACUUAUUUUUGAGGUGUUAGGUAGCUCUCUUUUGUUAACGUGGAUGCUCUCUUUUAGCUCUGUUCAGUUUUCCAUAUUUUGAUGGUUGAAUUUCACAGGGUAUGGCAGCAGUAGAGGUCAAUAAAUAUGGACAACCAGUUUCCAGGAACGCAACAACAUUAGGUCACCGGAGAGGCGCCUUGGCUCGUACUCAUGUGCCUAUUUCAUACAAAAGCUGGGAUGUUGUGGCUCCAAAGUAUAAGGAGGAUAUUUGGAAAACCCUUAAGACAUCAAAGAAAUUAUUCUUAAGGCCGGUGCUGGUCCAUGGAGGAGAUUCAAGUCUGAGUUACGCCUUGCCUGCUAUGAUGUGCUCCCUACUCAUGAAGAAAGGAUUCUAAAUGUUCCACCAAGUGUCAAAUCAGAGGAUUGGAUAAAAUUUUGUGAAAAUGAAAGAGAAGAAAAGGCAAAGCAAAGUAGAAAUUGAGCAUAAGAGGAAAAGAGAACAAUAUGGCUACACACAUUGUAGUGGUCGCAAACCCCAUGCUUUGGUGAGAGCUGAACUGGAGGCCGUAAAUCCUGAUGCAGUGAUCACUCCUGAGGAUGUGUGGGUUAAAUCUCAUACACAAGAAGGUGGUUCUAUUUUACUUGACGCGGUGCCAUUCGCUGAGAAGCUCAAGAAGGCCCAAGAUGAGAUCAAAGAAAAACAGGAUGCGGGUCUUUCAGUAGAAGAACCUUGUGCAAUGACUAAAGCUUUUGGGCCAGAUUCUAGAGGACGGGUUCGUUCACUUGGUCCUAUAUCUCAUACACAAAUCAAUCUUUAUGCUCCAGCGCGUCACAAGUUAAAUGAACUGAACGCGAAGGAGGGUGGUCUUGGUGGGAUGGUGGAAGAAAUAGGUGGCAAGGUGGGUGUUUUGUUUGAUGGAUUUGUGAAAUUGUGCCACGUAGUGGAUGAAAUUAAAUCUGCAAUUCCAGUAUCAGUUGGCUCGAACGUUCCCAGCACCUCAAGAGAUGUAGCCUCGCAUAGGUGUUUUUGCUUCACCUCAAUCAGGUUCACAUGCUGCGACAAGUUCACCUGUUGGGAAUACUGUAUCACCAGCUGCGACAAGUUCACCUGUUAGGAAUACCGUAUCACCAGCUUCAUCAAGAGUACGUGGUUUGCCUCUUUGUUCAUUACUGGACUACGAGGGUGAAGUAGUUGCAACUGGUGAGCUCUGUACUGGUUCUUUAGCAAAUCAGUUUCACGGAGAUCCUAUACCUAUACAUCUUGCCAAGGUAUGUAUUGAUGAUAUUCUCAAGCCAUAUGCAAUCACUGUGGAAGCUAACAAGUAUGCAGCGACCUUCAGAGACAUCGGAAUUGGAGGAUAUGUGCUUCGUCCAAAUAUGUGCCUCUCAAACAAAGACGCACCAUCUCUUACUUUUUGAUCUAAUAGAUCUCAGCCUUUUUGAGCAUCGCGUAAUAUCUGCCUUGACCUAUACGGAUCUUUUUAUUAUACUUGUGCAGUUCAAACUUUUGUACGUAUGCUGACUGAUGCGCAUACUCUUAUGCAGUUGUGCAUAAAAAGUAUUUAGGAUCUUUUUUUGAUUUUUUUUUGUAGUUCACACUUUUGUACGUAUGCUGACUGAUGCGCAUACUUUUAUGCAGCUGUGCAUAAAAAGUAUUUGGAUUUCUUUUGGUCUUUGGUGGUUCACACUUUUGUGUGUGGUGACUGAUAUGGAUACUUUUAUGCAGUUGUGCAUAAAAAGAGCUUUACCUGAAGCAACUUUUUUUGGUCCAAUGUAACUUUUUUCUAUAUAUGUGAACACAAACCGGCUUAUGAAUGGAUAUUUUCUUUCAGAUCA